Messenger RNA from Perca fluviatilis (European perch), 1970 nucleotides. RefSeq names its product collagen alpha-1(XXVI) chain (gene col26a1). The transcript is spliced from 14 exons. The coding region runs from base 347 to 1675 and encodes 442 amino acids. The record is from RefSeq and is a predicted model, not a curated record. Lineage: Eukaryota; Metazoa; Chordata; Actinopteri; Perciformes; Percidae. Gene Ontology annotation, molecular function: protein binding.
UACGCACUCCGUCUCCAGCCCUCACACUCAGCGCGCUUUUUACGCACACUGGAUAUUUGACUCCUCAGUCCUCGGCUAGAUGUCAAACGUCAGAAAACCGCAUUAUUCUAUAGGAAGAGGCUGGGUGUCAUUCAUUUUGGGCUCGUGAGAGUGCCAGUUUGUUUCUCCUCGGGAAGACAAAAUGACCAACUCUUUAAUGGUUUUAGCGGGGUUUGCUUAGGCAUUCUUACCCCAUUCUACUUCAGAUACUGUAUAUCUGUCAAAGAGGGAUUUAUAACUCCAGCAUCGACUUGAAAAUCGUGGUCAUUUGGGGAUAUCUCUGUCAGGGAUAAAUCAAAAGGAGAUUAUGGCUUUGUCGUUUCUGUAUGCGCUGUCCAUGUGGAUACAUUUAGUCUGUCCUUUGCUUGGAACAGGGUUUGUUUAUCACUAUCCAGGCAUCACUCUGCAGCGGCAGCGCAUCAAAUCGGAACAGAGCGGCAGCACUGGACCGCCAGGUACCGGGUCCCGUACCCAACUCAGGAACUGGUGUCAGUAUACUGUUUCGAGAACAGUGUCCUGCCAGGUGCACAACGGGACAGAAACCACAGUGCAGAGAGUGUUCCAGGGCUGCCGGUGGCCUGGACCCUGCUCCAAAGUCAUCAGCUACAGGACGCUGAUCAGGCCAUCCUUCAAGAUUACCUACAAGCAGGUGACUGCACUGGAGUGGAGAUGCUGUCCAGGCUUUGUGGGAGAAGAGUGUCGUGAAGAGUGUUUGAACUGUACCAGUUUCAUCAACAUGAACAGCAGAAUAAAUGCAGUUGAAUCAAAGAUCAAGCUGUUAGAAAAGGGACGUUCAUCCCUGCCGACAGUCAGCAGUUUACUAGAGGGCUCAACAGACAACGAGGUGGAUGCACCCCAACCCACUCCUAUUGGACCUCCAUCAUACCUGACACCAGCACCGGGAGGCAGAGGGCUUCCAGGGCCCAUCGGACCACCAGGGCAUCCAGGUUCUGUUGGACCUCCAGGUCCGGCUGGAAGAGCAGGCUUCCCUGGACCCACUGGCCCAAAGGGGGACAGAGGUGUAGCGGGGGUUAUAGGUCUCCCCGGCCCUCCUGGCCCGCCGGGUCCUCCGGGGCCGAUCUCCUCUCCCGUCCGAGUGCGCGGUGACAAUUUUUACGUGGACAAUCAAGAGGAGAUCCCCGUCCAUCCAACUCUCCCUGCUCCUCAAAUCAUAGUCGGGCCUCCUGGUCCAACUGGUCCUGUCGGUCCCUCAGGCCCUCCGGGACUGAGAGGACCUGCAGGGAUACCAGGUCUGCCGGGACGAGAUGGGAAGGAAGGCCUCCAAGGCAAGCCUGGGGAUCCUGGGCCUAAAGGAGAUCCAGGGGAAAGGGGGCCUCCAGGUGUAGCGGGCGAGCUGGGCCUUCCUGGAGCGCCAGGGCCAAAAGGAGAGCCAGGAGAAGGUUUGAAUGAGGGCGAGGCCGUGCAGCAGCUCAGGGAGGCCCUGAAGAUCCUGGCCGAGCGGGUCCUGAUCCUGGAGCACAUGAUCGGUGUUCAUGAGAACUCUGAAGGGUCUGGAUUUGGCAGCAUUUUGGACCCCCUGUCCUUCUCUGCCAUAAAGACCAAGCGUCUUCAGCCUGUUCAAACCCUUCCUCAAGCUCCAGUACUGGGGAAGAGACAGAGACGAGCUCCCCUUUGAGCUUAUAGUCUAAUUUUGUAUGGAUGUAAUUGUGAUGGAUGUGGCAAAUUUUGCUUGACUGGACAUACACGUUUUGUUUAUAUCAUGUUUUUUUAUAUUACAAUUUAUUUGCCCAUUAUUGUCUUUUUACAGCUGUAAAAAACGAAGAGAUGUUGAGCAUUUCAUCCACAUGAAAGGCUAUUAUUGAGCCAUUUUUUAAUCCUGUUGCUGCAUGCUCUUAGUCUACAUAACCUUAGCAGCAGCACUUGAACAAUGUUGUACAAUGAAAUAUAAUCUCAUAAAGUGUUAUGAGGGU